UUUACCCAACCACUUCUUUCCACUCCACGAAUUGUGACUCGACCAGGAUAGGAAACCCGUCAUGAUCUGAAGAGGCGCGCUCUCAGAUUUCUCGACUCAACGCCUUUCCCCUCCUUCCUACGCCGACCCUCUACGACUGCGAGCUCUUGGCAGCCAUGUCUCCAAGCAGUUCCCCCCUCUCCUCUCCGCUCUCCAGUGUCGCCUCUAGAUCGCCAACACCACCUGGAGACUAUCCAUCACCUCCAUCCAGCAAUGCGUCAGACAAGGAGACCGCGUCUGGGUCGCGCGACGCGCAAGGAGACGUGCCGGACUCUGAUGGCCCGCCACCCGCGAAGAGGCAAAAGAUCGCAAAGACGCGCGAAUUGAAGACCGAAUAUCUCGAUUUGCAGAAGCUUAUUGAAAGCGAAGAUGAGCUUCACCAUAAGACUCAAGACGCGAAGCUCACCAGGUUAAUGGAAGCUCUUCGCACGAAGCGCAAGAUCGUCGUUAUUGCGGGAGCUGGAAUAUCUGUUUCAGCCGGUAUACCUGAUUUCCGCUCUUCUAACGGCUUGUUCGCAACUCUGCGUACCCAGCACAAGUUGAAGGCUUCCGGCAAGCAUUUGUUCGACGCGUCUGUAUACCGAAGUGAUUCAUCUACGACUUCGUUCCACACCAUGGUUCGAGAACUAUCCCAUCUUACACAAACUGCAGAACCUACGGCAUUCCAUCACAUGCUUGCGACGCUUGCGGAGGAAGGACGCCUGUUGAGAUUGUACACUCAAAAUGUUGACGGUAUUGAUACUUCCUUAGAACCAUUGGCGACUACGGUCCCCCUGAAUGCAAAAGGACCUUGGCCAAAGACAAUUCAGCUCCAUGGAGGUUUAGGAAAGAUGGUUUGCUCCAAGUGUGGUCAUCUUGCAGACUUCGACGGUGCGCUGUUUGAAGGCCCAGAGCCUCCCGCUUGCGAAGAGUGUGAGACAAUCGACACAGUGAGACAAGCUAGUGGCCUACGGAGUCAUGGAGUUGGUCGUCUUCGCCCUAGAAUGGUCUUGUACAAUGAAUUCAACCCUGACGAGGAAGCUAUUGGAGCGGUGAGCCAUGCCGACCUGAAGACUAGGCCCGAUGCAGUCAUUGUUGUAGGAACGAGUCUCAAGGUACCAGGUAUUCGACGACUGGCAAAGGAGAUGUGCUCCGUUUCCCGAGGAAAACGAGGCGGGUUUACAGCUUGGAUCAACUACGACCCUGAACCCGUAGGCAUCGAAUUCAAGGAUUGUUGGGAUAUGGUUGUACGAGGAGAAUGUGAUGAGGUUGCACGACUGGUCAACUUUCCCAAGUGGAACGAGAAGGACUUGGGCGAAUACACAAUCGUCAAGAGUGAAGAGGUGGAGAAGAGCAAUACUCGUCCAGAAGUGGUUGUCGAAUCAUACCCUAUCACUUCUUUCCAGCCACCCGCAAUGCCUACACCAGUCGACAGUCCACGACAACAAAGUCCAACAUCGCAUGCUCCUGCCAAGCUCAAGCAAAUCUCACUCAGUUUCGCCGGUGGUCUAGCUAGUGAAGCCCCUGCCUCGAGGCCUGCGGAUGCGAAGAAGAAGCGUGGUAGGAAGCCAUUGCCUUCAAUGCCGACGAAGCCUAUGAGUGCAAUCAAGAAGACCUUCGGUGCCUCUAAAACCACGAAAUCCAUCGAAAGCAAACCUGUGAAGGUAGCCAGUAAAUCUGCUGGACCUACUUCGCCAUACUUUCCGAGCCUGCACAAGACUACCCCGUCAUCUCCCAUGCGGCCCGUAUCUCCUUUUGAGACGAGAAAUAACAAAGAUUUGUCUUCACUAAAGGCACCUGAAACUCCAAAACCCGUUGUUGAAGUACCCGUGUACCAACAAGGAACCAUCUCACCCAAGUCGGUCCCUACGGGAAUGGCGCAUCUACUGUCAUAAACCAUUGGUCGUCUUACAGGCAUCGCUGACCAUUAUCACUCAGCAAUGCCGGGGUCCUGUGCAUCAGAUUUCUUUUUAUACGAAAGCAUUGGGCUGGCGUUCGGAGCAUUUCAUAAAGGCAUCACAUUAGGAGUCUAUUAUGGAGAGGCACCCAUACCAUCCACAUCGGCGUUUUCACUGCAAUUGGAGGUCUCCAAUUGUUGCAUUUGGGAACUGCUGGACCAGCCAGCUUAUUGUACCCAGAAUUUCUUUCUUACUUGCAUUGCAUCUGCGCAUACCAGUCGCAUUGUUACUGGCUGUAAUUUUUCGGAGAACCUGGUGGGAGGAUUGAGCCUACAUAUGCUUGGCCUCCUCAUUCUGUACAUAGAAAUCAACACAUUCUGUGAC
Mollisia scopiformis is the source of this 2300-nucleotide messenger RNA. Its product is annotated as DHS-like NAD/FAD-binding domain-containing protein. The record is from RefSeq and is a predicted model, not a curated record. Lineage: Eukaryota; Fungi; Ascomycota; Leotiomycetes; Helotiales; Mollisiaceae. The transcript has 2 exons. Gene Ontology annotation, biological process: replication-born double-strand break repair via sister chromatid exchange; regulation of DNA repair; pericentric heterochromatin formation. Gene Ontology annotation, molecular function: NAD+ binding; histone deacetylase activity, NAD-dependent. Bases 156 to 1913 code for a protein of 585 amino acids. Gene Ontology annotation, cellular component: mating-type region heterochromatin.